This is a messenger RNA of Paramecium octaurelia, 286 nucleotides long. Lineage: Eukaryota; Ciliophora; Oligohymenophorea; Peniculida; Parameciidae. The record is from the annotation of a GenBank genome assembly.
AUGAUGACUUCUGUAAUACUUUAAACUCUACAAAAAAAGAGAACUUUUUAAUAUCCUUUAUGCAAUAAUAACUUGGAGACUCUUUAUCAACUUGCCAUCAUAACUGCUGAUGAUUUGCAAACAAUCUAAGAGUAAUAAUAAUUAUCAAAUUUAUCAUAGUGUUUACUAAUAAGAAAUCAGGAGGCUUUUAUCAUGUCCAUGUCCGAGAUAAUAAUAUAUGUCCUUCUUUUAAUAAUGCCUCCACAUUAAUUACCUGAGUUGUUUGAAGUAGAAAUUGAUGUUCUGA